Molecule: messenger RNA, 683 nt
Organism: Populus euphratica (Euphrates poplar)
Lineage: Eukaryota; Viridiplantae; Streptophyta; Magnoliopsida; Malpighiales; Salicaceae
Product: autophagy-related protein 8f-like
Exons: 6
Coding region: 157-525 (122 amino acids)
Source: RefSeq, a predicted model, not a curated record
ACGUUGGGACGCGCGGGAACCAAUGUGGUAAAAAACCAAACUAAAGCAGCUUUUACUUAAUCUGCAACCAAACCAAACUUAACACCCACGAGUUUUUCAUCUUCAUCAACAACAGCAACUCUUUUUUCUCUUCUGGCUUCGUAUUCACAAGGAGGAAUGGCGAAGAGUUACUUCAAGCAAGAGCAUGGUCUUGAGAAGAGGAGGGCAGAGGCUGCUAGGAUCAGGGAGAAGUACCCAGAUAGGAUUCCGGUGAUCGUGGAGAAGGCAGAAAGAAGUGAUAUACCAAACAUAGACAAGAAAAAGUACCUUGUUCCAGCUGACCUGACUGUAGGACAGUUUGUCUAUGUUAUCCGCAAAAGAAUCAAGUUGAGUGCAGAAAAGGCAAUCUUUAUAUUUUUGGAUAAUGUCCUCCCACCCACAGGUGCUAUCAUGUCUGCCAUAUAUGAGGAGAAAAAGGAUGAAGACGGGUUUCUCUAUGUUACCUACAGCGGAGAGAACACUUUUGGGUCUCAGAUUCCACUGUAGACAUCUGUGGUUGCCUCGUUUAUUUCCUGGUUCCACCAAAUUAUCUGUCAUCACUAUUGUCUUCACCCCCUCGUGUCAAUCGCUCUUUGUUCUGCCUAAUUGUAAAGAUAUUUGCAGUCAUGUAUAUAAGCUUGACGAACCCUUUCAUUCCCAAGUCA